AUGGAGGUUAUCCUUGUGGAGGAUGAUGUCCCGGAGGCCCCUACUGGGGAUGCCCUUGCUCCUGCGGAGAUUGGAUCCGGCCCUGUUGAUGGAGAUGUCAUAGAGAAGGUGAUGGGCCUCUUCAUGGAGGUGGAUGCUCGCGACCACUCUCUCCGGGAAUCCGUGAAUCGCCAGAUUGAGGAGGCGCGUCUAGAUGAGAACUUGUUUGCCACCAGUAACGCCAGAGACAAUCUCGCGGCUGCUCAAGAGAACUCCAAAUCCCUCCAGAUCGAGCUACAUGCGGCCCUGGAGGCCCUCAAGAGGGCUGAUGGGAGAACAGUCGAGGCACUGGAUCAUGCCAAAUCCCUAGAAGCGGAGUUGUCUCAUACCCGAGAGGUUCUUAAAGAGUCUGACACGAGGACAGCUGCAGCUGAGGUCCGCUGUGAAGAAGUUUUGAGGCAGCUGUCCUCCAUGGUGGAGACCCUUCGUGAGAGGGACGAGGCUAUCAGCCAGAGGGAAGAGGUCCAGCGUCAGCACGAGGCCCUGAAGGCUGAUUUCGUAGGAGUUCAAGCUCACCUCGAUAAGGAGUCCAAGCUUCAUAAUCAACAGCUUAGCUAUGAAAUCAAGACUUUGGAGCAUAAAUGCUCAGCCCUGCUUGAGGAGGCUAGCCAUGCUGAGGACAGGAUCCAGAUGGAAUGUGAGAGGCGUUUGAUGGAGUAUAAGGAAUCGGCUGAGCUGAAAAAGAAGAUUGACCAGGCCUGUGAAGCUUAUCUCCAAGCUUACAAGGAUUCUCCUGAGCUGAAAGCAAGUUAG
Manihot esculenta (cassava) is the source of this 792-nucleotide messenger RNA. RefSeq lists its product as uncharacterized. The transcript is spliced from 3 exons. NCBI's taxonomy places the organism in Eukaryota, Viridiplantae, Streptophyta, Magnoliopsida, Malpighiales, Euphorbiaceae. Bases 1 to 792 code for a protein of 263 amino acids. The record is from RefSeq and is a predicted model, not a curated record.